GGCAGCUGGGGGCCAACUGGAAUGAAGCUCAGGUUGCCUUAUGGCCGCCACCAGCCCUGCCAGAGAGGCUGAGGGUGAAAUCCGAAAGUGCGGGGAGAAGGAGGAGAAAAAGGAAGAGAAAGAGGGGUCAGCAGGGCCGGUCUUGAUGGCAGAGGGGGCUCUGAAUCCCUCCGGGGCCCUGCUGUCCCAGAGGAGGAAGGCCCAGGAUGGGGGCCCCCAGGGGGUCAAGUUGGAGUUACACCCACUGCUGAACAGGUGGGCUCUGUGGUUCUUCAAGAAUGACCGCAGCCGAGCCUGGCAGGAUAACCUGCAUCUGGUCACCAAGUUUGACACUGUGGAGGACUUCUGGGCAAUGUACAGUCACAUCCAGCUGGCCAGUAAGCUCUCUUCCGGCUGUGACUACGCCCUGUUCAAGGAUGGCAUUGAGCCCAUGUGGGAGGACAGUAGGAAUAAGAGGGGUGGCCGCUGGCUGGUCAGUCUCGCCAAGCAGCAGCGCCACAGCGAGCUGGACCGCCUGUGGCUGGAGACUCUGCUGUGCCUGAUCGGGGAGAGCUUCGAGGAGCACAGCCGGGAGGUGUGUGGGGCUGUCAUCAACAUCCGAACCAAGGGGGACAAGAUCGCCGUGUGGACGAGGGAGGCAGAGAACCAGGCGGGCGUGCUGCACAUUGGGCAGGUCUACAAAGAGCGUCUGGGCCUCUCCACAAAGAUCGUCAUUGGGUAUCAAGCCCACGCAGACACAGCCACCAAGAGCAACUCCCUAACUAAGAAUAAGUUUGUGGUGUGAUGAGACCUCCAUUCCCCUCCUCUCCAUUCAACUGUCCCUGAGCCUCCCUGCUCUCUCGCGCGCGCUCUCUCUCUCUCUCUCUCUCUGUGUGUGUGUGUGUGUGUGUGUGUGUGUAAGUGUUGCUGGGCUACAGUGCUGAUGCUGGCCAGGACUGGGAGGUAGACAACUGGGUUUUCCCAUGUCCUGGAGUGAAUAUGAUCAUUCUUUGAACUCCCAUGUCCUGGAGUGAAUAGGAGCAUGUCCCUAGGCCUGAGUUGGGGCUCAGGCCUAGGGGACAGCUCUGUGGUCAGGGAGCCAGCCUGAGGACGCAGGAAAGGUGGAGGAAAGCCAUGAGUGUUCUUGUUUCAUCAGAGGGCUGGUUGGGGUGAG
Messenger RNA from Mustela erminea (ermine), 1153 nucleotides. RefSeq names its product eukaryotic translation initiation factor 4E family member 1B (gene EIF4E1B). Gene Ontology annotation, biological process: translational initiation. Gene Ontology annotation, molecular function: translation initiation factor activity; RNA 7-methylguanosine cap binding. The transcript is spliced from 7 exons. Gene Ontology annotation, cellular component: cytoplasm; eukaryotic translation initiation factor 4F complex. NCBI's taxonomy places the organism in Eukaryota, Metazoa, Chordata, Mammalia, Carnivora, Mustelidae. Bases 41 to 784 code for a protein of 247 amino acids. The record is from RefSeq and is a predicted model, not a curated record.